Messenger RNA from Anneissia japonica, 2726 nucleotides. Its product is annotated as mutS protein homolog 4-like. The coding region runs from base 35 to 2683 and encodes 882 amino acids. Lineage: Eukaryota; Metazoa; Echinodermata; Crinoidea; Comatulida; Comatulidae. The transcript is spliced from 25 exons. The record is from RefSeq and is a predicted model, not a curated record. Gene Ontology annotation, molecular function: mismatched DNA binding; ATP binding; ATP-dependent DNA damage sensor activity. Gene Ontology annotation, cellular component: nucleus. Gene Ontology annotation, biological process: mismatch repair; reciprocal meiotic recombination.
AUCAUUUGCUAGAUGAAAUUAUCGAAAUAUAAUCAUGUCAAAUAUUGGACAACCGAGAUAUUAUUAUGGAUUGAUGGAAACACCCAAUGAUUCGUCCAGUAGCAGUGCCAUGAGAGGGCGACCUUCUGGUUCCACGAGCACAUCCACCACCACCACUGCAGCAUCAAGCUGUAGGAAAAAAUCGUCUUCAAAUGUUUCGAAAUCCUCAAGGCAGUUUUCGUCAGCUUACAGCAAUCCAAGAGCAUCCUCCAGGUUGACAACACCAGGAACAUCAUCCUCUAUGUUGAGUAGUAGAACAACACCAAGGCCAUCGACCUCCAGCGCCACAACUCCAGCUCAUAAUCCCAACACUGUUAUUAUAGCUAUUGUAGAAGGUCGAGGGCUAGCUCAGGGUGAGAUUGGUAUGGCCAGUAUUGACCUGAAGCAGCCUCAUCUUAUACUCUCACAAUUCUCUGAUAACCAAACUUAUGUGAAGGUGAUGACCAGAUUGGGAAUCCUACAGCCACUUGAGAUCAUCAUGCCAAGUACUGCCUGUGAGAAUGGUAACAUGACCAAGCUGUUCAACCUAAUCACAGAACACUACCAGGAGACAAAUAUAUCCACAGUGCAGCGCAAGUACUUCAAUGAAACCAAAGGGCUGGAGUAUAUCAAACAACUGUGUUUAACAGAAUAUAGUACAGUUGUGAUGGAAGUUAUGUCAAAGUAUUACUGUCUGGCAGCAUCAGCAGCUUUGUUGAAGUAUGUUGAGUUUAUUCAGAACAUUGUGUAUGCCCCCAGCUCAUUAAAGGUAGUAUUCAAAGGUAGUGAACAGACAACCAUGAUUGAUGCAUCGACAGCCAAAAAUCUGGAGUUAGUUCAGAAUUUGAGAGAUCCACGAAGUGAUGAUACACUAUACGGUGUUCUUAAUUGUACAAAGACAGUUGGUGGAGCUCGACUGCUGAGAUCAAACAUCUUGCAACCAUUAUAUGACCAGGAGACAAUAAAUAUGCGUCUUGAGGUUGUGAGUGAACUAACACAAAAUGAGGAGCUAUUCUACAAUCUACAGACAGUGUUAGCUCGGUUCUUGGACAUUGAUCACCUUCUGUCCCAGUGUGUCCAGAUACCAAAGACAGAAACGGUUAAAACAGCAGAACAGAAGAUUACCACCGUUAUACUGCUGAAGCACACGCUAGAGCUCGUGGGACCACUGCGAACCACUCUAGAAGGAUGCAACAACAGACUCCUACAAGCCUACCAUAAGUCGCUUCAUGAUAGUAGGUUUGAGCUAAUUCUUGACAAGAUUCAGACAGUUAUUCAUGAUGAAACAAGGUAUCAAAAAGGCGCCCUCAACAUGAGAACACAAAAAUGCUUUGCAGUUAAACCUAAUAUUAAUGGUUUAUUAGACGUUGCUAGAAGGACAUACACAGAAAUUGUAGAUGAUAUUUCAGAGUUAAUUAAACAACUUGGGGAACAGCAUAACCUGCCAUUAAAGACAAGUUAUAAUGGUACACGAGGGUUCUAUAUCCAGUUGUAUUGCGGAGCUAAUUCAGGCUUCACACUGGCUAAUCUACCUUCAAAGUUCAUUAAGGUUGUAAAGUCCAGGAACAUGGCAAGUUUCACGACUACAGACUUGAUCAAGCUCAAUGAUCGCAUCAGGGAAUCUCUGAAUGAGAUUUAUCUAAUGACAAACAUAGUCGUUAAUGAACUUUUUAAUGAUAUCCGUGAGCAUAUUGGUUGCCUAUAUCAACUGACGGAAUGCGUAUCUAUGCUGGAUAUGCUCACAUCAUUCGCUCAUGUCUGCACCCUUAGAGACUAUGUAAGGCCUGAUUUUACCGAUACUUUAGCUAUCAAGCAUGGAUGCCAUCCUAUUCUAACAAAAAUUUCAGUUGAGGCACCAAUUGCAAACAAUGCUUAUGCAUCUGAAGAAAGCAAUUUUAUUAUCAUUACUGGACCAAACAUGAGUGGUAAAUCCACAUAUUUGAAGCAAAUAGCCCUGCUACAAAUCAUGUCACAGCUGGGCUGCUUUGUGCCUGCUGAGUACGUGUCGUUGAGAAUUGCAGAUCAGAUCUUCUCCAGGAUAGGCUGUGAUGAUGAUAUUGAAACCAACGCAUCUACUUUUAUGUUAGAGAUGCGAGAAAUUAAUUACAUUGUGCAAAAUGCAACUGAGAAGUCGUUAAUCAUCAUUGAUGAACUAGGACGAGGAACAAGUAGUGAAGAAGGUGUUGGCAUUUGUCAUUCCAUCUGUGAAUUCCUUCUCAGCUUUAAAGCAUUCACAUUCUUUGCAACUCACUACCAAGAGAUAACAAACCUGGACUCACUCUAUCCUAAUGUAGAAAAUUACCAUUUUGAAGUUGAACACCAUGUCACAGGUAAUGGCAACUUUCAAAAGGUAUUUUACACGCAUGUGCUGUCACGUGGAAGAACACAAGAAAAGAAUUAUGGGAUACGACUAGCUGAGGUGUCAACUCUUCCUCCAUCUAUUAUAGCAGAAGCCAAAAGAAUAUCACACAAUAUUAGUGUACAGAAGUCAAAUGGAAAAGAUAGUGAGGAAGCAAGACAAAAAAGAGCUGCAUUUCACCUGGCCAACAGGUUAAUACAGGUGGCUCGUAACUCACGGCUUGAUGAAGAGAGUUUGAAGGAAUAUGUCACCACUUUGAAGAAACAGUACGAGACAGAGAUAUGUCCUUUUGAUUCUGAAGAGUAGAUACAGUAUGUUAAGGGGAUGUGUAAAUGAGAUGGUGUGAAUC